GAAAGGCCGAGGAGCGGCUCCUAAGGUGGAUUGUGACGGAAGCAAAAUGGCGGGGAGCCGAGGGUGGGGAGAGGAGGGAAGAGAAAGCACACAGCCACCGCUCCGCAGUGCUGCUAGACGUUACCCGGCAACCUCCGGGUCCCACCUUUAAAUCCACCGCCACCUACCCCUACCCACCCAACCCCGCGCCCACUCGGGCUGCCGUCCCGUCUGCGCAGGCGCCGCCGUGACGUUACGUCCGAAGCUUCCGCCACGAGGUGAAAGGGCGCAGGCGUCAGACGCAAAGGGGACCCUGACAGCUGCAACAUGGCGGAUAAGGAGAAGAAGAAGAAGGAGAGCAUCUUGGACCUGUCCAAGUACAUCGACAAGACCAUCCGCGUGAAGUUCCAGGGAGGCCGCGAGGCCAGUGGAAUCUUAAAAGGAUUUGACCCUCUGCUCAAUUUGGUACUUGAUGGCACCAUUGAAUAUAUGAGAGAUCCUGAUGACCAGUACAAGCUCACUGAAGACACACGCCAGCUAGGAUUAGUGGUCUGCAGAGGGACCUCAGUGGUGCUGAUUUGCCCUCAGGAUGGCAUGGAGGCCAUUCCAAACCCUUUCAUCCAGCAGCAGGAUGGAUAGCCCCUGACUGUGUCCAGAUAGACGUGAUGACUUCUCAGCAGCUUUGUUGAACACGGCUAAGAAUUUUCAGCUUAUCAGGGAAAUACCUUCCUUUUCUGAAAGGACUCAGUGACCUUCCCUCAUUACAACUUGCCAGCUGGGACAGAAGAAAGACCUUUUUUUUGGCGUAUGUUUUUUCUAAUAAAAUCACAAAACAAAUCUGUAAA
This is a messenger RNA of Gracilinanus agilis (Agile Gracile Mouse Opossum), 824 nucleotides long. It is a transcript of the gene LSM7, whose product is annotated as LSM7 homolog, U6 small nuclear RNA and mRNA degradation associated. NCBI's taxonomy places the organism in Eukaryota, Metazoa, Chordata, Mammalia, Didelphimorphia, Didelphidae. Gene Ontology annotation, cellular component: spliceosomal tri-snRNP complex; U12-type spliceosomal complex; U6 snRNP. The record is from RefSeq and is a predicted model, not a curated record. The coding region runs from base 307 to 618 and encodes 103 amino acids. The transcript has 4 exons. Gene Ontology annotation, biological process: mRNA splicing, via spliceosome; nuclear-transcribed mRNA catabolic process. Gene Ontology annotation, molecular function: RNA binding.